GCAAACGGGUUUCAGUCGAGUUUGGGGCCUCCGCGGCGAUACACGAUACACGAUAUUCGAGGCUCGAGGUGCGAGGUCCACAAUCGCGAUGACUAAUUCCCUGAUUUUGGCAGUGUUUUUGGCCAGCCUGUGCCUCUGCUUCGGCCAACUGCAGGCAGCCUCGAUUGUCUGCGGCUCCGAGGCCAAGUCUGCAAGGGACCCGGGCUCGGACUCGGACGCGGCGACCACUCCCAGUCCCAGCGAGGUCAACAAGUUCGUCCACAGUCUGCAGUGCACUCUGGAGAAGGCGAAGCCCUGGAUAGCCAACAUCGAGAAGGAGGCCAAGCUCCUGGAGGAGAAGGCCAGGGAUGUGACCAGGUCGCUCUUCCAGCGCGUCAGCAUGCUGGUCAACGUGCUGGCCCUGCCGGCCAACUCGGAAAAGGACAAGAACAAGGAGCCUGAGGGGGAGGCCACCAGCAGCACCGCUGCGGAGCCCUCCUCCACCUCGGAGCCAUCCAGCUCCGCCAAAAGCGAUCUGAAGGAGGAGCUCACCACCUCCUCGCCGACCCCAGGUAACCUGGACUGGCUGGAGGACGAGGCCAACGAGGUGGACUCCCUCCCGCAGAGGAACUAGAUAAGCCAUAUACCUACGAAUAUUUAUAAUAACUAAUAAAGUUUCCAGCCCUGCUUGGCCGGAGCAUUUCCUAUUUACGAC
This is a messenger RNA of Drosophila biarmipes, 694 nucleotides long. RefSeq lists its product as uncharacterized. The record is from RefSeq and is a predicted model, not a curated record. The transcript has a single exon. Bases 89 to 613 code for a protein of 174 amino acids. NCBI's taxonomy places the organism in Eukaryota, Metazoa, Arthropoda, Insecta, Diptera, Drosophilidae.